AUAGAGGCAUGGCUGCAAUUGCCACCAAUAGCAAAUAAUAGAAUAUGCGACAAAUCAUAGUCUAGAUUCAUGCUCUUUUGUUUUUUUCUGUUUCACCUUCUCUCAUUAUUUAUUCAUUCAAUUCAAACGCAUUCAUUCAUUCAAUUGUUUUUCUCUCCCACAUUCACGCUCCAUCAUCGUGGAGUAACUAAAACAGAGAAAUAAACAUUCUUAAUAACUCCGAAAACGCAUUCAUCAUCUUUUCCGAUCUCCAAAAUGCAGGCUACACUUUUACCUCUCUCCCCUUCUUUCUCUCUCUACAAAUCUCGCUCCUCUCUCUCCUCUUCUCCUUCUCUCUCUACCUCUUCUUUCUCAUCAUGGACACCUCUCGUUUCUUCUCAUUCUUCUUCAAAAUUAAUCUCUCUAACACCCCUUCAUUCCUCUACCCGCUUCCAAACCAAAGCAACCACCACCAUCGACGCCGCCGACUCCUCCGACAGCAGUAGUCCUCUAUUCAAAGCUCUAGAGCUUGGAGUUCUUUUUUGCCUCUGGUUCUCCUUUAACAUCUACUUUAACAUCUACAACAAACAGGUCUUGAAGGUUUACCAUUUACCAGUAACUCUCACUGCUUUUCAAUUUGCUAUUGGCACACUCCUUGUAGCAUUCAUGUGGGGUCUUAAUCUUUAUAAAAGGCCAAAACUCACUUCUUCACAGCUUUUAGCAAUAUUUCCUUUGGCUUUGGUACAUACAUUAGGGAAUCUUUUCACUAACAUGAGUCUUGGAAAGGUUGCUGUCUCUUUUACUCAUACUGUUAAAUCAAUGGAGCCUUUCUUUUCUGUCCUUCUGUCUUCUACGUUCCUUGGAGAGAUGCCUACAGCAUGGGUGGUUGCUUCCCUUGUGCCAAUUGCUGGUGGAGUGGCGCUGGCGUCUGCUACAGAGGUCUCUUUCAAUUGGGUUGGAUUUUUGAGUGCUAUGGCUUCCAAUUUGACGAAUCAAUCUCGUAAUGUUCUUAGCAAAAAACUCAUGGUUAACAAGGAGGAAUCCAUGGACAACAUAACCCUCUUCUCAGUAAUAACAGUCAUGUCAUUCUUCCUAUCAGUACCUAUAGCCCUCUUCAUGGAGGGUGUUAAAUUUACCCCUGCUUACCUGCAAUCUACAGGAUUAGAUGUUCAACAAGUGUACAUUAGAUCUCUUCUUGCUGCGCUUUGUUACCAUGCGUAUCAGCAAGUUUCUUAUAUGAUAUUGGAGAGAGUAUCACCUGUUACUCAUUCUGUAGCAAACUGUCUGAAGCGUGUGAUAGUUAUAGUGAGCUCUGUCAUAUUUUUCCAAACACCUGUCUCACCAAUUAACGCAUUAGGAACUGGUAUAGCUCUUUCUGGUGUUUUCCUAUAUUCCAGGGCGAAGAGAAUUAAGCCAAAGACAGAUUAAUUUUCACAAUUUUGGUAGCAGCAGCAUAACAAACACACCAACUUGUUACAAAAAUUUUCUUUAUAGGUUAGAUGGGGAUUCAUGGAUACUUUUCUUGAUAUCCCUUUUGUGUGGAUAUCCUUUUUUAUAUGUCUCUUGAGUCUGAGUGGUGGUGCCUAAUGGUUCUACUCAAUGAAUAAUUUAUCUUUUUAUUUUUAUUUUUUUAUUAUAUGUCACAGUUUUUUUUGUUAAGAAAUGUACACAACAUUAGUUGAUAAAUGUUGGCCAAGUUUUACCACUUGAAAUGUGUAACUAGUGGUUUGAUGUAAUCUAGUAUAUAAAGUGACUGAAAGAUUUUAAUAUGUAGCAAAUGGAAAAUCAGACACCAGAUUUGUUUAGAA
Molecule: messenger RNA, 1787 nt
Organism: Medicago truncatula (barrel medic)
Lineage: Eukaryota; Viridiplantae; Streptophyta; Magnoliopsida; Fabales; Fabaceae
Product: triose phosphate/phosphate translocator, non-green plastid, chloroplastic
Exons: 8
Coding region: 256-1407 (383 amino acids)
Biological process (GO): transmembrane transport
Cellular component (GO): membrane
Molecular function (GO): transmembrane transporter activity
Source: RefSeq, a predicted model, not a curated record